AAUUUAUGAAAAGUAAUUGUGCCACUAACAAAAAUAUCGCUGCCGAAUGGUCCCUUGGUACUCUAUUAUUGGGACUAUUCCUCACAGUUCUGCUUAGAACGGAACAGUUUGCCAAAUCGUACAGUACAAAAUUUCAUCUCAUGUCCCCGGACAAAAGGGAUACCUAGAUGUUCGCGGUGCAUUGGCAGUCGUUCUUGAAUCUCUCGAGAGAGUCGGUUGUGAGUGGCGCGAUUACUUUCGCAUUCUGGACCGCUGCGGCUAAGUUUAGGUGAUCACGUCGCGCAAGUGCGCGUGCACGAUGGAAAACGGUGGCGCCCGUUAGACGUUCGCGUAGAAAAACACGAGCGGUACGUCGAAGUACGACAAAAAACUCGUCGCUGACCAUCUGUCUAUCUGACGUGAUCCGAAGAUAGCAAAUCGCUCGGACUUCAGCCUGGCCAAGACCGUGGAGGCCAGUCGCGUGACCAAGGAGAUCUUACCGCGUACCGGAAAGGAUCUGAGAAGACUAUCCAUGCCGUUGAUGUUCGCCAGCACUCGCGCCCGCAGCGAGGUCAAGGAGAUCCAGCGAGAGGCGAUGAGCGAUAUUAAACUGCAGGCGUUGAAAGACGUCCAGAUGAUGACCGAUGUGAGUGACGCGCUGAAACAUGGUAAAAGUCUGUGUGGAAAAUCUGCGAAAGCGAUAGAAUUCCAUCUGAGAGCAGAAGCGCUGAAGAAUCUGUCCAAGAGCCAGGAAUUGGCUGAUAUCCGGAAAUUCCAAAGGGAGACUGUGCAUUCUCUUUGGGAUGACAAGGCACACGGCAGAUUGAUGAACGAAAGGACUAAGGCUCUAAUCGAUGAGGAUAAACUGACGCAGCCACUUGACACACUCAGCAGGGAACUGCGCGGAUUCGAGCAGAAGUCCAGCAAUUAUUUUCUAGAUAAGAGGUAUCAAGAUCGGGCGAGACGGGAACUUUUUUACGGGUGUCGAGGAUGCGAGUAUUAUAAUCUUAAACAUAGUAAAUAAAUAAAGAUUAUGUUAUGAUUAAGUUAUCAAACUAUAGAGAAAGAUAUUUUGAUUUCUGAAAAGAUAGGAAUUCAUAAAAUCCAAAUAAAAAA
Molecule: messenger RNA, 1095 nt
Organism: Pogonomyrmex barbatus (red harvester ant)
Lineage: Eukaryota; Metazoa; Arthropoda; Insecta; Hymenoptera; Formicidae
Source: RefSeq, a predicted model, not a curated record